Molecule: messenger RNA, 1731 nt
Organism: Ciona intestinalis (vase tunicate)
Lineage: Eukaryota; Metazoa; Chordata; Ascidiacea; Phlebobranchia; Cionidae
Source: RefSeq, a predicted model, not a curated record
AAUUCUUUCUUCUUUUUUAGAAGUUUGUAUUUGUAAUAAGUAGUCAAGAUGGCAUACAGUGCAUAUAUAUACAACAAUGCACUUGUAGCGUUAACAAGUUUUGUGUUCUUCUACUCUGCUGGCAAAAAGAUAAGUUUAUUGGUCACACAAUCAACUAAAAGCUAUGCCUCCAUGUCAAAAAAAACAAAAAUGGAGUUUCAUUUUAGGAAUAAUUCAACAAUUCAUGCAGUUUUGGUCACAGCAUUGUGCAUUUUUGUGUUGAUAUGGGACCGUAAAGAACUAAGCGAUCCACUCUGGGGAGUAUCUUGGAAAGCUGAGGCCAUCACUGCGAUCACACUUGGAUACCUUUUAGCAGAUUUUGUCUAUCUGCUACGAUCUAAUUCAUCAACAACAGAUGCCUAUUGGAGUUCUAUGUGCCACCAUCUGCUUACAAUGUCUGUUUAUCUCAAUAUCACAGUAUUUGGAUGUUUUUCUUACAUUUCACUUAUUCGCUUGACGGCAGAAAUGUCAACUCCUUUUGUUAAUAUGAGGUGGGUGCUUGAUGUUUGUGGCAUGAAGCUGUCGAAAAUCUUUGUAUACAACGGCUGGUUAAUGGUUCUUACUUUCUUCUGUUGUCGUAUCCUCGUUAUGCCGUAUGGAUAUUAUGUGGUGUUAAUUCUCAGACAUACAGAAGGCUUUAGAAGGUUGGGGGUUCUUGCUUUGUGUAUGGUUCCUGCUGCGUUAAUAGAUCUUAUGAACUUGUAUUGGUUUAGCAGAAUGAUCAAAGGGCUUUUAAAAUACUUGGACUUGCAAAAGAGAAUGCAAAAAUCAAAUGGUAUUGUGACUAAUGGAAAGGCAGAUUAAAAUUGGUCUCUUUCUUUAAGUGUAGCAAUUUCUGUAUUCUUAAUUUUUACUUCGCAAUUUUAAUGUGCUUACAAUUGUGAUUUAGCACUGUCUGCCUUAUGGUUGGUAAUUUUUAUGGUUUGCAGUUCUUGGUACUUUUGUAUGGUAACUUUCAAGUAUUGCUUUAUAUUAUUAACUAAAGACGCAUAGCUACAUAUAAAAAUCUUUUAAAAAGAAAAAAGAUUUUUCCUGAAAAUAUAACAAGUAUAGUAGCUUGCUAACAGUGUUUUGGUUAAUACAUAAAGAUACCACUGUAGUAGUUUAAAACCAAUCAUUUUAAAAAAGUCAAAUGUCUUCAUAUGGACAACAGCGUAUUUCAGCUGUUUAUAAAAUAACCAUUGGUAUGUCCACAUUUAAACAAGCAGAUCUUCCAAUAACUAUUAUAUGGCUAAACUAUGCUUAACAUAUCCAGUUGAUAUAUUUGACACCAAUGCUCGGUUACUGCUAAAACAACAGUUAGGUUACAUUUAUUGCUACCCGAAUCAGUUGCUUCAUAUACUUCGUUAUUAAUUAAAUUCAUUCUAAUAUUCUAUUUGUGACAUUCAAAAUACAAUGAAUAAUAUCUUUUCCAUCAGAAUGACAGUGUUUACUAAUAACUCCCAAUAGUAGUGUUGUACUGCUCACCACAAAGUCAGUUAUGGCUACGUUUUUGAAGCUGCCUUUGUGUGUCAUUGUAAUAACUAUUGGUUCUUGGUCUGCAACGUGUUACUUACAUCAAUACUUCAGUCUGUGCUUCCUUAUUUUGCUUGUGUCUCACUUGUAAAAAUGUUGUACAUUUUGUAUUUUCUAUUUGUACAAUUAAAAAGUAUGUACGCCUAAUAAAGUUGCCCAGUAUGGUUGAAAAUAUAA